Phytophthora nicotianae INRA-310 is the source of this 1943-nucleotide messenger RNA. RefSeq lists its product as hypothetical. Gene Ontology annotation, molecular function: beta-glucosidase activity. NCBI's taxonomy places the organism in Eukaryota, Oomycota, Peronosporomycetes, Peronosporales, Peronosporaceae. The transcript has a single exon. The record is from RefSeq and is a predicted model, not a curated record. Gene Ontology annotation, biological process: carbohydrate metabolic process. Bases 66 to 1805 code for a protein of 579 amino acids.
AAUUUUAGAGCACGGUAUGUUUUGAUUGAUGACCACCAUCGUCCAUUAUUGGAUUCGCCUUGCCAAUGCAGCUCGCUACGCAUGUCCUCCAGUUCUUGGGCUUCGCAGCGUGUGCUGUGAUGGUAUCUGCCGACUCUCGCUGCUUCACUGAGGAUUUCUUGUUCGGGUCGGCCACCGCGUCGUAUCAAGUCGAAGGUGCCGUGAAGGAAGGUGGACGUACGCCAAGCAUCUGGGACGAGUAUUGUCGUACUCAACCAGGUCUCAAGUGCGCCAACGUGGCCGACGACUUCUACCAUCGCUACAAGGAUGACGUCAAGUUGAUGGUCGAAACGGGCCUGCAAAGCUUCCGCUUCUCGGUCUCUUGGUCUCGGGUCAUGAACUGGGACGCACAGACGUCUCGCAUGCGUCCGAACCCCGAAGGUAUCUCCUUCUACCACUCGCUUAUCGACGAGUUGAGUUCCAAUGGAAUUGUACCGAUCUUGACUAUAUACCAUUGGGAUUUACCCAUUGAACUGCAUACUCAGCUACGGGAGGAAGGCUGGCUGGGCUCAGAGAUCAUCGACCACUAUGUCGAGUAUGCAACCUUACUGUUCAACGAGUACGGCAACAAAGUGAACUACUGGACGACGUUCAAUGAACCACUAUCGUUUGUAGCUGGAGGGUACGCGCUAGGUAUGGGGGCACCAGGGUACACAGGCUCCCUCACUCAGGCGUACACUGCGGCUCACAACGUGCUGCUCUCUCACGCCCAUGCUGUAAAGAAGUUCCGCGAGUUAAAGACUACCAACGCCAUUGGAGACAAGGCGAGAAUCGGCAUUGUGUUGAAUGCUGACUACGCGUACCCUCUGGACGAGUCGGAUCCAGACGAUGUGGAGGCUGCAGCUCGCAAAAUGGAGUUCGACGUGGGUUGGUUCCUUUCUCCAAUUGUCACAGGAGACUAUCCUCCUAUCAUGAGAAAGAUUGUCGGCGAUCGACUGCCUCAGUUCUAUGGAGACCAGUCAGAGUUGGUCAAAGGCUCGUACGAUCUCUUUAUGCUCAACAGCUAUGCAGCUCGUCAGGUAACAAGCUGCAACUCGAAGACUUCCAAUAAAGAUUGCGGGACUUUAUCUGCAGGCUUUGAGCAAGACCGAGCAGUCGACGACAGUCACAUUAUUCCAGGUACCAGACAACGCAGCACAAAAGCUCAGAAAGACCCACACUGCGCUUUUUUCACUGCCUACCCUCCUGGAUACCUUGAGACCAUCAAGUGGCUUCACAAACAUGACACAUCCGCCGAUAUCCUACUCACCGAGAACGGAUGGUGUGGAGAUGAUGAGAUCGACAACCCCGAUCAACUAUGGUACUUCCAGGCCUACUUGGAGCAAGUGCACAAGGCCAUCACGGAAGAACACAUCCCCGUUAUCGGAUACACAGCCUGGUCUUUCCUUGACAACUACGAAUGGGGGUCGUACGAGUCGCGCUUCGGUCUGUACUAUGUCAACUACACGUCUGAGUCGGGAUCUCCCGAUUUCUACCAGCCGAAGCCUUCCGAUCUGGCUCGUAUUCCUCGUCCGUCGGCCAAGUGGUUCCAGAAAGUGGCGACGUCCAAGUGUCUAAAUGCGGACGAAACUUCAGCAACAACCACCAAGACCCAUGAGAGUGGUGGUCACAGUCACCACGUGUGGCGCUGGCUGUUCGGCAUCGUGGCGAUCGCAGCAGUGGGUUUCGUAGCGGUGGUUGUGCUGGUGUUCUUUGUUGGACGUCGCAUUUGGCGUCACUUCCGUGGUCACGAUGGUGCUACCGGUGAAGGAACGCCUUUGCUUUAGGCGAGUCAUGGCCGGGACUGACGACAGCAACCUGUUGUUCGAUAGCAUUUGCUACUGCGUAGUAUGAAAUAAUUCUGAUGACCAGGAAACUUCAAAAAUAUUUUGUUUUUUUAAUGGAAAAGGUAAAAGGUUACUGCA